UUUUUCUCCAAGACUUCAACUUUCAUUAAUUUAAAAACCUCAAAUUUUCUCUCUUUUUCCAACAAUUCCCAUAAUAAGUUUCUUCAAAAAUUCUCUAUUUUACUCCUAUUUUUGCUAAAAUGGUAGAUUACAUAACCAAAGCUGAAGAAUGCAAUAAUAAAGCUGAGAAUUUAAUCAAUGGUUGGGGAUUUUCAAAAUUUGAUGAUGCUGCUGAAUUUCAUCACAAAGCUGCUAAUUCCUUUAAAAUUGCCAAAUCAUGGGAACAAGCUGGAUGUGCCUACAUUAAGUUGGCAGAGUGUCACUUGAAGACGGGUAGCAUUCAUGAAGCUGCUACUGCUUAUGUAGAUGCCGCGAACUGUUAUAAGAAGAUUUCUCCAAUGCAGGCUAUAUCAUGUCUAGAGCAAGCUGUGAAUCUUUUCUCUAGUAUUGGGAGAUUUAGCUCGGCUGCAAGAUAUUGCAAGGAAGUAGGUGAACUAUAUGAGCAGCUGCGCGAUGUUCAGGAGGCUAUCAAAUCUUUUGAGCGGGCUGCUGAGUUUUUUGAAGGUGAAACAGCAGCAACAUCUGCAAGUCAUUGCAAGCAAAAAGUUGCUCAAUAUUCUGCUCAUUUGAAACAGUAUACGAAAGCAAUAGAGGUACUUGAAGAAGUAGCACGGGAAGCUAUUAGCAGCAAUUUGCUACGGUAUGGGGUAAGAGGACAUCUACUGAACGCUGGUAUCUGCCAUCUCUGUAAAAGGGAUCUUGUUGCAGUGACCAAUGCAUUAGAACGAUAUCAGGCUUGGGAUCCCACUUUCUCAAGAACUCGUGAAUAUGAGCUUUUAUCUGAUCUGGUGGCAGCAUGUGACGAGGAAGACGUUGAAAAGUUUACUGACGUUCUGAAGGAGUACGAUAGCUUAAGCCCUCUGGAUUCAUGGAAAACCAUUUUGCUGCUAAGAAUUAAAGAGGAUCUGAAGGCCAAGAAGCAAGAUGUGGAUCUAAGCUGAAUUUUUCUAUCAAAACAAAUUUGAGGCCAAGUUGAAAAUUGCUAGUUUCAUAGUGUUUAUACUAUUGUUAUAUUCAUAUUUGUAUGAUUGAUGAGACCCCCCCCCCCUAAUGCAAAGGAAGUUUGGGUCUCCUAGUGCUUAGGCAGAGUUGUAAUACUAUGACCUUAUUCAUUUAUGUAAAGCAUUUGUUGGAAAUAGAAAUAAUGGAAACAAGUUGUUU
Molecule: messenger RNA, 1200 nt
Organism: Beta vulgaris subsp. vulgaris (sugar beet)
Lineage: Eukaryota; Viridiplantae; Streptophyta; Magnoliopsida; Caryophyllales; Amaranthaceae
Product: alpha-soluble NSF attachment protein 2
Exons: 9
Coding region: 120-980 (286 amino acids)
Biological process (GO): SNARE complex disassembly; intracellular protein transport
Cellular component (GO): SNARE complex; vacuolar membrane
Molecular function (GO): soluble NSF attachment protein activity; syntaxin binding
Source: RefSeq, a predicted model, not a curated record